This is a messenger RNA of Phyllostomus hastatus (greater spear-nosed bat), 1091 nucleotides long. RefSeq names its product ly6/PLAUR domain-containing protein 2-like. Lineage: Eukaryota; Metazoa; Chordata; Mammalia; Chiroptera; Phyllostomidae. The transcript has 2 exons. The record is from RefSeq and is a predicted model, not a curated record. Bases 119 to 379 code for a protein of 86 amino acids.
GGGACAGGGCAGAGCCAGGACCCUGACCCCAGAGCACAGAGGCCCUGUCCGACACCGGCCCGAGGGAAAGGGGCGCAGACACUGGCCGUGGGAGCCCCUAAGCCCCCGCCUGGCCGAGAUGUCACGGAGGAGCUCGGUCCGAGGGGGGACAGGCCCCCGGCCCAGGGCCAACCCCGGCGGCAUCCUGGUGAUGAAGUCCUGCGCGCCGACCUGCCCCAACAGCACCGUGUCCUCGGACGGCCGCGCCCUCUCUGUCUCCUGCUGCCAGCACAGCCAGUGCAACCGCAGCGCGGCCCCGGGCCUGGUGGGUGGCCGGGGGGCCCUGUGGGCCUGCACCUUGGCCAGCCUGCUGUGGGCGCUGCUCCGGGCCGCCUGCUGAGCCCAGCCCCCAGGCCGGCCCCGGGGGGGGGGGGCGUGUCCCCUCCCAGCCUGGACUCAGCCGGCCCAGCUCCCAGCACGCCCCGGUGGGGAGAUCCCCCUGUGGCCUGUCCCUCACCCCUGCUUCCCCAGGCUCCCGCCCCAGGGAGGGACAUGCCCCCUGCCCCAGGGGACCCACCAGGGUGGGAAGCCCAGGCCUGCACCUGCGGGGGUCCCUCUGGGGGGUGGGCAGAGCACCUCUGUUCUCCUCAGCAUCCCCCACCCCGACACAGGGCUGCUGCCCCGAAGAGGGCCCCGUGCUUGCUGACCACCAGGCCCUCCCGCUCUUCCUGCAGGAGGGCCUGCGGAGGGGCAGGCGGGUCUGAGGUUUGGGGGCUGGGUCUCUGGGGCUUUCUUCCCGCUCCUGUGCUCACUCAUCCAUCCACGUCGGCCCCCCAUCCCGGCCGGUGCGUCCACUCUUGACAGGCCCACUGGGGUCUCCUGGGAGCCAGGCACCCCAGGACGGCCCUCUGGGGGCCCCCAUCCUGGGCUCUAUCUCGGGGACUCCCAGUUUCUGCUGCCCGGCCCCACAGUCCCGCCGGCCCGGCUGCGUGGAAGCAGGGCUCUGCCAGGGUCCCCGGGGCCGCCCGCUGCGGGUCUGGGCCAGGGCGCCGAGGGGACCGGGGUCGGGCUCGGGGUCCCUCCUCCCUGGGCUCGGGGGCUGCCCUCUGCCC